AUGGCCGACGUUCGAGCCCUUCUCCGCCAGCAACGAGCAGCCCGUCGCAUCACCCACCCGUACGCCCUGUACACAGACGCCUCAAGGCUGCUCUGCACCCUCUGCGGCGACCACGUCCGAGCCGAAUCCCACUGGGACGCCCAUCUCCUCGGCGACAAGCACAAGCAGCGGCUCUCUGCCCUAAACGAGAGCACCAUUGCCAAUGCCAAUGCCAAUGCCAAUGCCGACGAUGGCGACAACGCGGAAGACGAGGACCAACAGGAAGACCAACGUGAAGCAGGACCAGAGGAUGUCGAGGAUCACGACGUCUUGGCAGCGCAAAAGCGGAAGCUCGACCAACUAGGUCCAGCGGAAAAGGACACAGACCUCGACGACGAGGACGAGGCGCGCAGGAAACGCAGCAGACCCGCGACGGCAUCCGAAGACGACGUCAACCGCAAGAAGCCUCUCACGCCCACGCAAGGCGCCCAGGUCCAGAUCGCCUCGCGAUCAUCCACUCCCUCGCAGCCAGCAGCAGUGCCCAAGCUGGCGACUUCUCUCCCCUCCCGCCAGGCCAGCAGUCUCGCCACUCCCGCAUCCUCGUCAUCCAUGAGCAUCAGCAUCCAGCCCCCGUCCUCCUCGCAGUCACAACAACCAACACCACAACAACCCGCAUCCCGGGACCAGCAAGUCGACCAAGACGAAUGGGCCGCCUUCGAAGCCGACAUCGCCGCCACAUCCUACGACGACGACGCCGUCAUCUCCCGCCCAGCCAUGACAGCUGCCGAAGCAGCAGCAGCAGCAGCCGCCGCAAAGGAAGCCGACCAAGGCGCCAUCCACAACCCAGAGUCCCGCAAGUCCAAGGCCGACGCCGAAAUCGAGGAUGAGCGCGAAGAAGCAUCCCGCGCCCUCGAGGACGAAUUCGAAGAGAUGCAGGAGCUCGAGGCGCGUGUCCAGCGCCUAAAGGAGAAGCGCGAGGCGUUGAUGCGCAAGAGGAGCGAGACCAUAAGCCAAGGCCAGGCUGUUGUUGCCGGAACUGGUGAUAUCCAGACGGCAAUCAAAGUUCCUUCCGAGCCGCAAGACGAAGACCAAGGGAAAGAGAAUGUCCAGACGACCGGCGAUUCUGCCAAAUCAGAAGCCGAUGAUGAUGACGAGGACGAUGAAGAUGAAGAUGAAGAAGAUGACUGGGAUGGCUUCCGCUUCCGAACAGGGCGGUAG
Molecule: messenger RNA, 1197 nt
Organism: Trichoderma aggressivum f. europaeum
Lineage: Eukaryota; Fungi; Ascomycota; Sordariomycetes; Hypocreales; Hypocreaceae
Exons: 1
Coding region: 1-1197 (398 amino acids)
Biological process (GO): mitotic DNA replication checkpoint signaling; mitotic DNA damage checkpoint signaling; nuclear DNA replication
Cellular component (GO): nucleus; spliceosomal complex
Molecular function (GO): nucleic acid binding; zinc ion binding
Source: RefSeq, a predicted model, not a curated record